Triticum dicoccoides is the source of this 2918-nucleotide messenger RNA. Its product is annotated as glycine-rich cell wall structural protein 1.8-like. The transcript is spliced from 7 exons. The record is from RefSeq and is a predicted model, not a curated record. Bases 261 to 2555 code for a protein of 764 amino acids. NCBI's taxonomy places the organism in Eukaryota, Viridiplantae, Streptophyta, Magnoliopsida, Poales, Poaceae. Gene Ontology annotation, molecular function: RNA binding.
UGUAAAAAAAAAACACCCCACCGAUAGGGUUUAACAAGAAGGUUAGAAGGUUAGGAGAGCAGCCGCCGUCCCGGAGGCCGGAGUCCCUCGCCGCCGAGACCCGCUCCCUUCACUCCCACCAAAUCGCCCCUGCUACGACUGAAAUCCCUUUCACUCGCAACCGGCGGCGUCGUCCGGACGCGAAUCCCCUCUUGCCGGCGGCGUGGUUCGGACGCGAUUCCUCUCGCUGUGCCCGUGGUCUGUAGCAGGGGACUUGUGCGAUGGCUUUUGCUAGUAGGAUGGGGAUCGUGCUGAGGAGGGCCUCGGGGUCCUCGAAUUCGUCGCUGCUCCAGGCAGUAAGGUGCAUGUCUUCUUCCAAGCUUUUUGUUGGAGGACUAUCGUAUGCCACAGAUGACCCAACUCUGAGGGAUGCCUUUUCUGGCUAUGGGGACGUCCUUGAAGCUAGAAUCAUCAUGGACAGAGAGUCUGGCAGGUCAAAGGGUUUUGGAUUUGUUACUUACGCAUCCACCGAAGCUGCCGCGGCUGCCAUUAGUGCUAUGGAUGGCAAGGACCUUCACGGAAGAAUGAUAAAGGUAGACUACGCCAGUGACCGUGCUGGUGGGACACGUGGAGGUGGAUACGGCACUGGUAAUUACGGAAGUGGCGGAUAUGGCGGCGCGGGAUUUGGAAGCGGCGGCAGUGGAUAUGCUGGCAAUGGUGGUGGUUACGGAAGUGGCGGAUAUGGCAGCAUGGGAUAUGGAAGUGGUGGUGGUGGUGGAUAUGCGGGCAAUGCUGCUGAUUAUGGAAGUGCAGGGCAUGCCAGUGGUGGUGGAUAUGGUAAUGCGGGAUAUGGUGGUUACAGUAGUGCUGCAGGUGGUGGCGAGUAUUCUAGCAUCAACAACAAUGCUGUUGCUGGUGGCCAUGGCGGCGGUGAUGGAAGCCACAAUAAUGCUAGCACUUCGGGCGGAAGUGCUGGUAGCUAUGGCGGUGGUGGCGAAAUCUACAAUAAUGUCAGUAACUCUGGUGGAAGUGCUGGUGGCUAUGGCGGCAGUGGCGGAAGCUACAAUAAUGCCAGCAACUCGGGCGGUAGUGCUGGUAGCUAUGGCAGCGGUGGCGGAAUCUACAAUAAUGCCAGCAACUCGGGUGGAAGUGCUGGUGGCUACGGCGGCGGUGGCGGAAGCUACAAUAAUGCCAGCAACUUGGGUGGAAGUGCUGGUGGCUACGGCGGCGGUGGCGGAAGCUACAAUAAUGCCAGCAACUCGGGUGGAAGUGCUGGUGGCUACGGCGGCGGUGGCGGAAGCUACAAUAAUGCCAACAAUUCGGCUGGAAGUGCUGGUAGCUACGGCGGUGGUGGUGGAAGCUACAAUAAUGCCAGCAAUUUGGGUGGAAGUGCUGGUAGCUACGGCGGCGCUGGUGGGUACAGUUCCCCCAACACAUAUGGCGUGGGCAAUUACAACAGCGGAGCUGGCGGCAAUGCAGUCUUCGGCGAAAAGACCGGCAGUUUCAGUAGUGGGCAUUCUGCUGUUGCUGGUGGCAACAACGGCAGCGCUGGUGGGAACAAUUUCCCCAACACGUAUGGUGCCGGCAACUACAACAGCGGAGCUGGCGGCAAUGCAGUCUUCGGCGAAAAGACCGGCAGUUUCAGCAGUGGGCAUUCUGCUGUUGCUGGUGGCAACAACGGCAGCGCUGGUGGGAACAAUUUCCCCAACACAUAUGGNGCGGGCAACUACAACAGCGGAGCUGGCGGCAAUGCAGUCCUCGGUGAAAAGACCGGCAGUUUCAGCAGUGGGCAUCCUGCUGUUGCUGGUGGCAACAACGGCAGUGCUGGUGGGAACAAUUCCCCCAACGCCUAUUGUGCCGGCAACUACAACAGCGGAGCUGGCGGCAAUGCAGUCCUCGGUGAAAAGACAGGCAGUUUCAGCAGUGGGCAUCCUGCUGUUGCUGGUGGCAACAACGGCAGUGCUGGUGGGAACAAUUCCCCCAACACCUAUGGUGCCGGCAACUUCAACAGCGGAGCUGGCGGCAAUGUAGUCUUCGGCGAGAAGACCGGCAGUUUCAGCAGUGGGAAUUCUGCUGUUGCUGGUGGCAACAACGGCGGCUACAGCGCUGGUGGGUACAAUUCCCCCAACACCUUUGGUGCAGGAAACUACAACAGCGGAGCUGGCAACAAUGCAGUCUUGGGCGGAAGCACUGGCUGUUUCAGCAGCGGGCAUUCUGCUGUUGCUGGUGGCAACAACGGCGGCUACAGCGCUGGUGGGUACAAUGCCCCCAACACCUUUGGUGCCGGAAACUAUAACAGCGGAGCUGGCGACAAUGCAGUCUUGGGUGGAAGCACUGGCAGUUUCAGCAGCGGGCAUUCUGCCGUUGCUGGUGGCAACAACGGCGGCAACUUUGCUGGAAAUGUUGGCAGCAUCGGCAACUUUACUGGCAGCCGCAAUGGCAGCAGCUAUGCUGGAGAAUUUGGCGGCGCUGAGGUCCUUGGAGCUAGCAAGGUGCAGUACAACGGCCAAGACGACCUGCUGGGUGCUGACUACUUCUCUGAGUCGGAGGACCGUCAUGCGGGCAGGUCAGCGUAAGUUUACAGCGUCGCGGAACAUCUUGAGAGGCAAAGGUAAAAAUAAUGAAUGCCCGGCGGGUGCUUUUUGUUAGAGAAAACCCAAAGCUUGAUGAUGCAUCUGGGGUAGGUUAUUAGGUAAAGAAGAAGUGUUUGGUUAUUCUGCUUUGGUUUUGCAUGCUAUUUUGAGACGAGAACGGUCAUGGUGAUGCUUCUGGCCAUCAAUUACUGUUUUUAUCUUGUACUCCCUCCGUCCCAAAAUAAGUGUCUUGAGCUUAGUACAAAUUUGUACUAGAGCUAGUGCAAAGUUGAGACACUUAUUUUGGGACGGAGUAUAUCGAGAUGGAAAAUGGCUGUUUAGCCUGUUGAUUAGGCUGUGUGUUCA